AAGACUGCAGACAGUGGGGCUUUGCCUUUUACUGCAUACUGCAGCUCAACACCAAAAUCCCAAAAGCCACACACAGGGAAACGAUUAUCAGUAUUUUAGAAUACUGUGUGAUGCCCAGUUGGCUAUGCUUAGAGUCGCCAAGGAACACUCAACCCUUGUCUAGCUGCAGUGGCCUUGGCACUGAGUAGAGGGGGAGGAGACUGAGCCUUUCGGGAAGAGGAGCUGUAGCACGCACUCAGUGAGAUCACAUCCUUACAUGCAUUGCUCUUGCCAGCGAGUCGACAGUAAGUUCUUCAGUCAACCUUCCCAAGAUUUCAGAUUUAUGGAGCUCGUUUUGGACAGAAGACGUGUUAUAAUAGGAAGCCGUUUCGUUUCAGUUUUAAUGACUGCCCUUUCCCGCAAUGUAAUCAUGACAACCUCUUGAGGAAUCUUCCAUCUUUUGUGAGAUCACGUUUUGCUUUUUUCUUGUGGGAUCUAUUCUCGGAGUUCCACUGCGAUCGGGCGCAUAAAACCAGUCACAAUGUGGGGCAGAAACGAAUUUGAGGAUGGGUUCGAUACCUUUAAAACGGGUUCCAACACCAGCCCUCCUGGAUGGGUCCCGGGGUGUGAGUCGUCAUGGCAGGGUACCUCCUCUGCCCCCGGUACCAGUAACCGUGGGAGACGCCACAGCGGUGCCUCUGACAGCGGUGACACAGGCAUUGGCACAUCCUGCUCCGACAGUGUGGAAGACCACUCCAGCUCCAGCACCACCUUGUCCUUCCAGCCGCUGCGCUCCCAAGGUGCCCUCCCCACGGCCCACGUCAUGCCCUCGCCCUCCACCGGCCCCAAGCUCAGCACAGUGCCCUCCCCUGGGAGCAACCCCUGGUCUUCCUGCCAGCUGCCCUCGCCCCUCGACAGCCCCCUGGACAUGAAGGACCCCCGGCCUGUCCGACGUUGGUCCUCCCUCACCCGCCUCAGCCCCCAGGAGAAGACCAUCCCCGGGGGUCGGGCCACGUACCGCUCUGACCCCCAUGGCUCCCUGGACAGAGGGGUGCUCUACGGUUACAGACAUGACCCUCUGGGCCCCACGGACCCCUACCUAUCCCACCUGCACUCCCCAGGGGCCGAGGCCAGGUACAAGUACCCCCUGAGUACUAAGACAGACUCUCACUCUGCCUGCUCGUCCCCACUCAAACCCAACACCUUAGACCUGACCUACAGUGCCUUACCGGAGACCAAGCACCCUGGCGUCGGGCUGACGGUACCCAGCCAGAGGGGCCUACCACUGGGCCACCAGACAGUAGGAGGGUCCCCCAUCCAGCCAGCAGUGAGGACCCAGAUGUGGCUGAGUGAGCAGAUGGAGUACCGGCCCCCCGGCCCCGGGCCAGAGCUGUGUGGGGCCCUGUCGUCCUGGCAACAGGAGCAGCAGCAGAGGGAGAGGCUACGGCAAGAGGCCGAGCUCAACCAGAUGCUGGGCGGAGCCUCCCUUCCUGUGAACACGCUGGUGAAGAUCAAAGAGGGCCUUCUGCGACAGAGAGAGCUGGAGAUUGACAGACAGAAGCAGCAGAUCCUACAGCUCCACGCUCGGAUCAGGGAGAACGAGCUGAAAGCGCAACAGGUCCUCCAGAGCCAGAAGGGGCGCUGUGACGACCCCUGUCUACUCAAAGCUAAGGAGUCUCCGUAUGACAGCCCAGUGGCUCAGUCACACCCCCAGCUACAUCUGCAGCUCCACCCCCAGCACCAGCUCCAGGUCCCAGACAGGAUGAGCCCUCUGUGCUGUGACAACGGGGAGCUGGGCCGUAAGCUGGCUGCUGCAGAGCUGGAGGUCAUCCACCUCAACGAGUUCCUCAAACAGAACACCCAGAAAUACACAGAGGACAUCAAGAAGCUGGAGGAUAAGAUGAAGACGCGUGACCGCUACAUCAACAGCCUGAAGAAGAAGUGUCAGCGGGAGAGUGAGCAGAACCAGGAGAAGCAGCAGAGGAUAGAAACCCUGGAGAAGUACCUGGCUGACCUGCCUUCCCUGGAUGAGGUCCAGACUCAGGCCCAGCAGCUGGAGGAGAGUCAGGGGAAGGCCCAGGGCCUACAGGACACAGUGGCUCGUCUGGAGAAAAACCUGGAGGAAGGCCGCACCGUGCUGCAGGAGAAAGAGGACCUGAUUGAGACCCAGUGCAAGAGGGAGAAGGAGCUGGUGGCUGCUGUGCAGAGCCUGCAGGAGAAGGUGGAGCAGUGUCUUGAGGACGGCGUCCGGCUCCCCAUGCUGGACCUAAAGCAGCUGGAGGUAGAGAACGCAAGACUACAGGAACAGCAAGCCACCACCAGCAAGCUGAUAGACAAUCAGAAGAACCAGAUAGAAAAACUCACCCUUGAGCUGACGGCUGUAGAGCAGAGGCUGCAGAAGGAGCGAUGUCUCUCCCAAGAGCUCCAGCAACAGCUGCAGGAGAAGGACGAGGCCCUGGAUGCCUUUUCCUGCACCCUCCACCAGAACCGAAGGCAGGUGGAGGAGGGCGUGGUGGUGCGUCAGGGCAGCGGGGGCCAAGGGCCCGAAGCGGGGCCCUUACUUAAGGAGAUGUCCCUGUGUUUGCUGGACCUCAAGGCCCUCUGUAGUAUUCUCACCCAGAGGGCCCAGGGCAAGGAGCCUAACCUGGCACUGCUACUGGGCAUCAAAUCGAUGAGCAUGUCAGGGGAGGAGAAUGACAACUCCCUGGUGGAGGACAACUUGCGGGCCAAGCUGCUGGAGGUUGGCCAGCUGAGGAAGGACAUUGACGACCUGCGCACUGCCAUCUCCGACCGCUACGCACAGGACAUGGGCGACAACUGUGUGACGCAAUGACAAUGACACACCCGCCAUGAGGGAUCCUGACCGCUCCUCUUCUCUCGUCACUGCACAGCGUCAGCAUGCCCACCUCCUUCUCCCUCUCCCCAGGGCUACUGUUUCACAGCCAGUGAGGACAGGACGAAUCCUGAUUGGAGGAAACCCAGGAAGAACAGUGUUAAAAAAAAGGGAAUAAUAAACCUGGUACAGUGUGAAGCGGCCGUGAGGUUUUAUUCAGUUCUACGUGAUGGAGGUAUCUAUCGCCAGUGUUCUGAACGUAGGACCAAGCUGUGAAUCAAGUUUACAAGGAACAGUCUUUUUUUAAAAUAGGAUGUUUUGAUUUUUCAAUUGUUGAUCGUGCUUCCUGUGUACUAGAAAGAAUUCCAACAUGACCAUGUACAUUGCUUCAUGCGCAUAGACUUAUUUAAACCUGGAGACCCCUACCCUCACAGAUGCACAGAAGGUAGUAGGAGUGUGUGAGUGUAUGCGUGUGUGUUGGUGUGUAUUUGGCCCCUCCGACACAAUCACCAGCCAGUAGGAAAAUGACUCUCACUGCUGCUCUGUCAAGUGCCUCUGUGUGACAGCUUCUCCAGCAAUCAGCUGUCCCCUUCCUAAGUUGUCUCCAACGGCAACCAAUGGCUCCCCUCUCACACAUCAUCUCCACAACGCGUGUCGUCCAAAGACAUUGUCCCCAAACGCCCCUCUCUCUCAGCUGCUGCCCGUAGUCGCAGGUCGACACUGCAUAGUGGCACUUCUUCCUUUCACAACAUAUCCACGCCAUUGUGGUGUUUCCGGUUCCUUUUUAAUAUGGGAGUUUCUUCUGUGUGAGUUCAGCGAUGUGAAUAGCACUCCCAGACUGGUUAUUAGGAUAGCUGUGUUGAUACGCAAAUGAUAGCAUGGCAAUUAUACCCUCAGUUAUAUUAUUGGCGGUUGUUGUAUUGUUGUUGAAUAUCUUAAGCAAUAUAUUAGCCCAUCAGGUAAUAUUCAGGUGUCUUUCUAACCAAAUUAAAUUCAGGAAUUGUUUUUCGAAGUUAGGAAUCUCCAUGGUAAGGUCAUGGCUCAGUACCGUGUCCUCUGAGUUCCAUAGACACCUAUUUGAUUAAGACAGUAAAACAAAUGCAAAAACAACCGAGGGCAAAAUUGACAAGGCACUUCUACAGUCUAGGCCUUCAGAACAUUACCCACUGGGAUUUGACUGAGCUUAGUAUCCAUCCAGUCAGUCAAUAUAGGAGCACGUAAUACGUCAAGGUUACUGACCACUCUACUCCUCCAAACCUCUUCCACACAGUAGAGGGGACUCUUUAGUCUAUUGGAUUCAUGGUGUGAUCGUUGGUUCACAUUCUCCUGUUUUACUUAAUUGAUUGUUUGCCGUCGUUCCCACUAUUUGUCCUAGGAACACUCCUCGUGCUUGAUCUUUAACUCAAUGGGAAGUGAAUUGACUGUUUGCUACAAAGUGAUGAACGUUAUUAUACAUGUUAUUUUAAAAACGAUCUACAGAUACUGUCAUUCUGCCUGGUAAUAAGUUGGUCAAAUUUACAGUAUCCAUUUUCAGCGCUUAAUUUAUUGCAUGUUUCGAAGUGACAUGUUUUAAUGUGGACUUAAGUCAGUGUUGUGUGCGAAGAACAAUUUGCAUGGGUAGGGUAUCCUAUUCUACUGUUGUAUUACCGCUCUUAAAAAGCAAACGUGUACAGUAUGAGCUAUGUUUAGAAAUGUUUUGGUAGGCUAUAAGAUAUGGAACAAAUGUUUUGACUAUGUUCCAGUCGAGCCGACAUAUGCAGUCUCACGAACGCUGAACCGCAGUCUAGCGUGAUUGUAAUUUAAAAGCAAUGUUUCUGCAUUCACGGUAAACCCUGCAUACGUUGGCUCAAUCGGAAAUGGCUUUUACAUUUCAGCCGUACUAUACUGCCGAUCUGCCACGAUACCGAUUUAAUCUAGCCCUAAGUGGUACAUGGAAACUGUAAAAUACUAUGCAAUGUCCCAUGCACCAGCCAGCGCCUCACAUUGAGUUAUCAGCAGCAGAUAUGAGAUAUUGUUCUUCUGUGCCUUUACAAAUCUAUGCAGCAGAUAAGAGCUCCUGUAUGUUCCUCCCUAUUGACAUGAAUCGUGUCUGGAGACAUGUAACUAUUCUGCAUGUAUGCAUCCAAUGUAAAUAGGACUCUCUGACAAUGUAUGGUUACCAUCUUACAUUGUACUGUCUGUAUGUUGACAAAGAUGUUGCUAAGCAAUAGCCACAAACAAUGCAUACAUAUCCACUCAGGUAAAUAAAGACCAUAGCAGGCUCUUGUGAAACCUGGAGAAGAAUGUACUCGGAUGCACAGAACGGUGAGGCACUGUAAGUAUAGCAUCCAUUGUGACGGUGUAAGUCUAUGGUGAGACUGGCGUUGGUCGACUCAUCCAAAAGGGAAAGGUGUGGUUGUCAUGGCUGUCUCUCUGUGCACUGUGGACUGUGAGCCACUGGUUGGCUUUAUUGUACGUAGGAUUAUUUCUGUGGUUUAUACAUGUUUUAAGCUUUUAGUUUUGCAGCUAGAUUUUAUGAAUGCCAAAGGUCUAUUUAUAUACGAUGUUCCUAAAUGUAUUAACAAGUAUUUUUCCAUUUGAUAUGUUAUUUGUACAGAUUGCAAAUACAAUAUUUUUCUAUAACUGUU
This is a messenger RNA of Oncorhynchus keta (chum salmon), 5439 nucleotides long. It is a transcript of the gene cep85l, whose product is annotated as centrosomal protein 85, like. The transcript is spliced from 13 exons. Bases 521 to 2812 code for a protein of 763 amino acids. NCBI's taxonomy places the organism in Eukaryota, Metazoa, Chordata, Actinopteri, Salmoniformes, Salmonidae. The record is from RefSeq and is a predicted model, not a curated record. Gene Ontology annotation, cellular component: centrosome.